AGCAUCUCUUUCUUUCAUGCACUUUUCCCCUUCUCUCUCCCAUAGAGCAACUGCACGUAUGACACACGCGCUGCCCUCCUCCUCCUACUCCUCCUUUGGUUCCAGCAAACAAGUCUGGUACUAUCGCUGCCUCGGCCUCGACCCAUAAGCCAGCGCCCACGUACCCGUCCGCUUUCUCUACUCUCUACUCUCUCCCUCUCUCCCCCUCUUGGAAAAUCGACGUAUUUCGUUUAAAUUCCAUCUGGGUUUUUGAAAACAAGAAGAAAAAGAUGAAGAUGAAGAAGAACGGUCCUGCAGAGAAAAUUGAUCAGUUGCAGAAGCAGAGGAAGAACAGCGAUGGUCAAAGCGUGAAGGGGGUAAAGAGUAACAGAUUCUUGAUCACAGUAAACGUUCUUGGAAGCGCAGGACCGUUGAGAUUUGUGGUGAACGAGAGUGAUCUUGUUGCUGCCGUCAUUGACACCGCGCUCAAAUCCUACGCUCGCGAAGGCCGCCUCCCGGUUCUUGGCUCUGACGUGAACGAUUUCGUUCUGUAUUGUGCAGAUGCAGGAUUCGAGGCUUUAAAUCCGAAGGAAUCAAUCGGCUCCCAUGGGGGAAGGAACUUUGUGCUGUGCAAGAAGCAGAGGCAGCCGCAGAUGACAGAUGGGAGGUCGGAGAUGAUAGCUCAAAAGCGAGGCGGGAGCUGGAAAGCUUGGCUUAACAAUCCCUUCUGCAAAAUCAUUUUGUCUCGUUAAGCUGUCUUUGUCAAUAUUGGAGGAUCUACUUUCUUAUGAGGGUAGAGUUCUUCCACUUUAUUAUUAUUAUUAUUAUUCUGCUUCUUGAUGUGAUGAUAUAUAUAUAUAUAUAUAUAUAUAUACUUUGAUGCCUAAUUGCUGUAUGAGACAAUUUAGAGGAUAUGUCCUCCAUGAGUAAAUUCCAAAAUAUAUGCCUUUCCAUUUCGUCUUUGGAUUGUGUUGGGA
Messenger RNA from Corylus avellana, 956 nucleotides. RefSeq lists its product as uncharacterized. The record is from RefSeq and is a predicted model, not a curated record. Lineage: Eukaryota; Viridiplantae; Streptophyta; Magnoliopsida; Fagales; Betulaceae.